AUGUUUGAGACCCGCGAGGAGAUUGAAGAGGAGCUUCACAUCGAGGUGGUGCCUGGCACCGAGGUCAUGGCCGAUGUCUUGAAGCAUCAUCUCAUCAAGAGCGAGCACUCUACAGUGGUGCUCGUCCCUCAACCCUCGCAGGAUCCGCACGACCCUUUGAAUUGGAAGGCAUCUUGGAAGUGGACCACCUUGGGCGCUAUCUCGUUGAUGACCUUUUCCCAAGGCUUUGCCCCAUUGUCUCUUGCACCCAUGUUUCCAUACCUCAUCCGAGACUAUAACAGCAGCCUCGAGGAUGUCAUUCAGUUCACGGGCGUGACUAUUCUGAUACUUGGCUUCAGCAACUUCAUCUGGGCUCCGAUCUCGUCCUCGUUUGGUCGACGCCCCGUCAUGAUUAUUUCUCAGCUCAUCUGUCUCGCAUCCCAUGUCCUUCGAGCAAAAGCGACCACAUAUGGCUCGUUCAUGGGUGCUUGCGUCCUCAAUGGUAUCGGCGCCGGCCCCACUGAGAUUCUGCCACCGCAAAUUGCGCCAGUCGUUUCAGGACCGAUGGCUGAUCACGUUGGAUGGCAGAACUUUUGGUGGCUCAACGUGGCCCUGACGGGUGCCUCCAUCGUCUAUGGAUUCUUCGGCUUCCCCGAGACGAGGUGGAUUCGUGCUCAGUCGACCCAAGACACCGUCACGAUUGAAGUGGCAGAGGAGACCACGAACGAAGUUCAGCCAACGGAGAUGGACCCGUACCUGGGCAGAGGAACACCCUCGAAGCAGCAGUGGUACCUGUUCCAGCGCAACGCCUCGCCUCUCAAGACCAUCUGGUUCGACCUCUGGACGCCCUGGAGGCUUUUUGGAUUUCCCAUUGUGGUAUUUGCGUCUGUUGUUGUGACCUGGAGCUGCAGCAACUUUCUCAUCCUGAACCUCACCCAGUCUCAAGUCUUUGCUGCACCUCCUUACAACAUGAGCUCACAGUCCAUCGGCUUUACCAACCUAGCUGUAUUUGUCGGUGCGCUGAUCGGACUCGUCACCGCCGGGCCCUUUAGUGACUGGGUAUCUGCCCGCGCCACGGCUCGGAACAACGGCAUCCGCGAGCCAGAGAUGCGUCUUCCCGCCAUGAUUCCCUUUGUUCUCGUCAUGGUGUUUGGCAACAUCAUCACGGCUGUUGGGUAUCAGAAUCACUGGGCCUGGCCGAUCAUCGUAGUCCUCGGCUAUGCUAGCGCGGGCAUCCAGGUGGCUGCUCUGCCCAGCAUCGCCAGCACCUAUGCCAUUGACUGCUACAAACCCGUGACUGGCCCUCUCAUGGUCGCCACCACGGUAUAUAAGAAUGUCUGGGGUUACGGCAUGGGCAAAUUUAUUACCCCUUGGACGGUCAAGGCUGGUUUCAUUCCAGCAUUCAUGACCAACAUGGCGUUGUCCGUCUUUUUCUGUGCUACCGGGAUAAUCUUUUACUUUUAUGGCAAGACGUUCCGCAGGUGGACUAGGAAUAGCAGCGUUCACAAUCUGUAG
Colletotrichum orchidophilum is the source of this 1494-nucleotide messenger RNA. RefSeq lists its product as uncharacterized. Gene Ontology annotation, biological process: transmembrane transport. The transcript is spliced from 7 exons. Gene Ontology annotation, molecular function: transmembrane transporter activity. Bases 1 to 1494 code for a protein of 497 amino acids. The record is from RefSeq and is a predicted model, not a curated record. Lineage: Eukaryota; Fungi; Ascomycota; Sordariomycetes; Glomerellales; Glomerellaceae.